Messenger RNA from Exaiptasia diaphana, 879 nucleotides. Its product is annotated as Golgi-associated plant pathogenesis-related protein 1. Gene Ontology annotation, cellular component: extracellular region. The coding region runs from base 62 to 763 and encodes 233 amino acids. Lineage: Eukaryota; Metazoa; Cnidaria; Anthozoa; Actiniaria; Aiptasiidae. The record is from RefSeq and is a predicted model, not a curated record. The transcript has 7 exons.
AUCGAGGACACUCUAACAGCAGCGAAGACCGACAACGAACACACUCUACCAACUCUGAGACAUGAUUCUUGUGUUGUUACUCGCAUUGGUUGUGGUAUCCAGUGGUUUGCAAGAUUGCAACCCCGAAUAUCAAGAAGAUACCCAGGAUUGUACUUAUUAUAAAAACCAGGGUGACUGUACGAAUAAAUGGGCGGAAUGGAUGAAAACAAACUGUAAAAUAGCGUGUGGUUACUGUCAAGUGGCGUCAACUACGCAACCUCCUACACAGUCACCGUCUACCUCUGUACCAGUUACACAAACUCCUAGUACGCAGACACCGUCCAACUUUGAUUCGGCUUGUCUUCAGGCCCAUAAUGCCAAGCGCAGCGUGCACAGUGCACCAGACCUCACGUGGGACAGUGGCUUGGCUGCUACGGCAACAAGUUGGGCUCAACACCUUGCCAGUACAGGCGGCUUUUCCCACAGCACGGGGAAUUAUGGUGAGAAUAUCUAUUACUCUUGGGGAACUAACGAAGGGACUUGCGAGCAAGCCGUACAAAGUUGGUAUGACGAGAUAAAAGACUAUGAUUACCAGAAUCCUGGAUUUAGUUCCAAAACUGGCCAUUUCACCCAGGUUGUCUGGAAAUCCUCCACCAAACUGGGAGUUGGCAAAGCUACAGCGGACGAUGGUGGUGGUUACAAAAAAACCUACAUCGUGGCGCAGUACACUCCCGCUGGCAAUUCUGGUGCAUAUGCAGCUAAUGUAUUACCUAAAAACGCGUAAAAUGAGGUCAUUUCCACAUUCACUGAUACUAUAUCACAGUGAUAUACGCUCAUUGUAGACUUUCAAUACGAACGAUAAUAAAACGUUUUGAAAAAGAAUAAAUAGUGUAUAAGUAA